Marmota flaviventris (yellow-bellied marmot) is the source of this 4624-nucleotide messenger RNA. The record is from RefSeq and is a predicted model, not a curated record. NCBI's taxonomy places the organism in Eukaryota, Metazoa, Chordata, Mammalia, Rodentia, Sciuridae.
AUUUUCUGAAUUGAAGGGAACGCUCCUCCCCAGACCGCCAGCGCAUUUCUUAACGAGCGGCUGCUUCUCUUCCCGCCCAGGAAAUACAAAAACUGGCUUGCAUCUAUCAAGAAUCGGUUCUGGGAAAACAGACUGAAAUAUCAGCCGGCCCUGAAAGUCAGGAAAAGGAAAUGCUCUAAAUUCCCGGGCCCAAUGACAGGCGCAGGAACCGCGACAGCCAGAAGACCCACAGAGGAGGCGGGCCCAGGGAAGUGACUGGCACCGGAAGUCACGUGCGCGACUAGGCCUAAAUCCACAAUCCCGGCGGUCGAUUGCUCAGCCUUACGGGCCGCUGGCGGGCUGCGCUGAGAUCCAAUCGUUCGGUGCUCGACUCGCUCGUGCUGCUGCCGCCGCCGAAGGAGGGGCAAAGCUCAAGAUGGCGGACAAAACGCCAGGCGGAUCUCAGAAGGCCAGUUCAAAGACCAGAUCAUCAGAUGUUCAUUCAUCUGGCUCUUCAGAUGCACAUAUGGAUGCAUCUGGACCCUCAGAUAGUGAUAUGCCAAGUCGGACGCGGCCUAAGAGUCCAAGAAAACAUAAUUAUAGGAAUGAAAGUGCCCGUGAGAGCCUUUGUGAUUCUCCUCAUCAGAAUCUCUCAAGACCUCUUCUAGAAAACAAACUUAAAGCAUUCAGCAUUGGAAAAAUGAGCACAGCUAAGCGAACUUUAAGUAAGAAGGAACAAGAGGAAUUAAAGAAAAAGGAGGAUGAAAAGGCAGCUGCGGAGAUUUAUGAGGAAUUUCUUGCUGCUUUUGAAGGAAGUGAUGGUAAUAAAGUGAAAACAUUUGUGCGAGGGGGUGUUGUUAAUGCAGCUAAAGAAGAACAUGAAACAGAUGAAAAAAGAGGUAAAAUCUAUAAGCCAUCUUCAAGAUUUGCAGAUCAAAAAAAUCCUCCAAAUCAGUCGUCCAAUGAAAGACCACCAUCUCUUCUUGUAAUAGAAACCAAAAAACCUCCACUGAAGAAAGGGGAGAAAGAAAAGAAAAAAAGCAACUUGGAACUUUUCAAAGAAGAAUUAAAACAAAUUCAAGAAGAGCGUGAUGAGAGGCAUAAAACAAAAGGCAGGUUAAGUCGAUUCGAGCCGCCUCAGUCAGAUUCUGAUGGUCAGCGUCGUUCUAUGGACGCGCCUUCCAGGAGAAAUCGAUCAUCUGGUGUUCUUGAUGAUUAUGCACCAGGCUCACAUGAUGUAGGCGAUCCAAGUACUACUAAUUUAUACCUUGGAAACAUUAAUCCACAGAUGAAUGAAGAAAUGCUGUGCCAAGAAUUUGGAAGAUUUGGACCAUUAGCUAGUGUGAAAAUUAUGUGGCCUAGAACUGAUGAAGAAAGAGCAAGAGAAAGAAAUUGUGGCUUUGUGGCCUUUAUGAAUAGAAGAGAUGCUGAAAGAGCUUUAAAAAAUUUAAAUGGAAAAAUGAUUAUGUCUUUUGAAAUGAAGUUAGGUUGGGGUAAAGCUGUACCUAUUCCUCCACAUCCAAUAUACAUUCCGCCUUCUAUGAUGGAACAUACACUUCCCCCACCUCCAUCCGGACUGCCUUUUAAUGCGCAGCCUAGAGAACGGUUAAAAAACCCCAAUGCUCCCAUGUUACCACCACCUAAAAACAAGGAGGAUUUUGAGAAGGAAUUUGCUCGCCCUGAUACAUCGAAUGAUAGAGUUUGUUGUACGUGAAGGGCCAAUGUUUGAAGCUAUGAUUAUGAACAGAGAAAUCAACAAUCCUAUGUUCAGGUUCUUAUUUGAAAACCAGACACCUGCCCAUGUUUACUACAGGUGGAAGCUUUAUUCCAUUCUGCAGGGAGAUUCUCCAACUAAAUGGCGGACAGAAGAUUUUCGUAUGUUCAAAAAUGGAUCUUUUUGGAGGCCACCACCAUUAAAUCCAUACCUUCAUGGAAUGUCAGAAGAACAAGAAACAGAAGCUUUUGUAGAGGAACCUAGUAAGAAGGGAGCACUCAAGGAAGAACAGAGGGACAAAUUAGAAGAAAUCUUACGGGGAUUAACUCCAAGAAAAAAUGAUAUUGGAGAUGCAAUGGUCUUCUGUCUUAAUAAUGCUGAAGCUGCUGAAGAAAUAGUGGAUUGCAUUACUGAAUCAUUGUCUAUCUUAAAGACACCUCUUCCUAAAAAGAUUGCCAGAUUAUAUUUGGUUUCUGAUGUUUUGUACAACUCUUCAGCCAAAGUUGCCAAUGCUUCAUAUUAUAGAAAAUUUUUUGAAACAAAGUUAUGUCAGAUAUUUUCAGACCUCAAUGCUACCUAUCGUACAAUUCAAGGCCAUUUGCAGUCUGAAAACUUUAAGCAACGGGUAAUGACCUGCUUCAGAGCAUGGGAAGAUUGGGCAAUUUAUCCAGAACCAUUUUUGAUCAAACUACAGAAUAUUUUCUUAGGACUUGUAAAUAUUAUUGAAGAAAAGGAAACUGAGGAUGUACCAGAUGAUCUUGAUGGUGCUCCCAUUGAAGAAGAGCUUGAUGGUGCACCUCUAGAAGAUGUGGAUGGAAUUCCCAUUGAUGCUACUCCGAUUGAUGAUCUUGAUGGAGUUCCUAUAAAAAGUCUUGAUGAUGAUCUGGAUGGAGUGCCUUUGGAUGCAACUGAAGACUCAAAGAAGAAUGAGCCUAUAUUUAAAGUUGCCCCGUCAAAAUGGGAAGCUGUAGAUGAAUCUGAAUUGGAAGCACAAGCUGUAACAACUUCUAAGUGGGAGUUAUUUGACCAGCACGAAGAAUCAGAAGAAGAAGAAAAUCAAAAUCAAGAAGAAGAAAGUGAAGAUGAAGAUGAUACCCAAAGUUCCAAAUCUGAAGAGCAUCACUUGUACUCUAAUCCAAUCAAAGAAGAAAUGACCGAGUCCAAGUUCUCUAAAUACUCUGAAAUGAGUGAGGAAAAACGAGCUAAGCUUCGUGAGAUUGAGCUCAAAGUUAUGAAGUUUCAGGAUGAAUUAGAGUCUGGAAAAAGACCUAAAAAACCAGGCCAAAGUUUCCAAGAGCAAGUAGAACACUACAGAGAUAAACUUCUUCAACGAGAGAAAGAGAAAGAAUUAGAAAGAGAACGAGAAAGAGAUAAGAAGGAUAAAGAAAAGUUGGAAUCUAGAUCCAAAGACAAGAAGGAAAAAGAUGAGUGUACUCCAACAAGGAAAGAAAGGAAAAGGCGACAUAGUACAUCCCCCAGCCCAUCUCGCAGUAGCAGUGGUAGACGAGUGAAAUCCCCAUCACCAAAAUCGGAGCGUUCAGAGCGUUCAGAAAGAUCUCAUAAAGAAAGCUCCCGGUCCAGGUCAUCUCACAAAGAUUCUCCUAGGGAUGUUAGCAAAAAAGCCAAAAGAUCACCAUCUGGGUCAAGGACACCUAAAAGGUCUAGGCGAUCACGAUCUAGAUCCCCUAAAAAAUCAGGGAAGAAAUCCAGAUCCCAGUCCCGAUCUCCACACAGGUCUCAUAAAAAGUCAAAGAAAAACAAACACUGACAUAUGUUUUUAAGAUGCUGUCACUUAUUGGAAAUGCGAUUUUGUUUUGUGCCUGAAUGGUCUGUUUUUUAAAAAAACAAAACAAAAAAAAUCAAAUGAAAGAGCAUUCCUGGGUUUUUUUUGUUUGUUUGUGAAUGCAUGUGUAAACUCAUGAGUAACUGCAUCUGUAGACCUGUCAUUGUUUUAUAUUGUAUAAAUUACUUUCAUUGUGGCUGUUUCUGAAGAUGAAAUUUUUAUUGUGCUAAUGAAUUUCAUCAGAAAUGUGUAUAAUGGAUCUGCUGGCAGUAGUAGUAUUUUGUUUUAGGAUGUUGUGACUUAGCAAAAAUAAUACAGAUGUCUUCCCCCCUUUUGUAGCUUUGACAAUUUGAAUUAGAUUUCAAAUAAAAUCUGAAUAGAAAAGUAUAAUGUUGUUUUUUUGCCCAGUUGGUGAUAUCAAGUCCCUUGAAUUCCUACAAAGUGAAUUUGGCAUUAAUGUUGUGUUUCUUAUACCCUUUAAUGCACUUUACAGGUUCCAGUGUUCAAGUAGCUGAAGUUUUAUAUUUACUAAGAUGAAUAUCAAAAUUAAGGGACCUGAAACUACUAUUGGUAGGUUUGCUGACUAGUUUUCUUCAGUAAGGUUCUCUUGGAUAAUUCCAAUACCCAGAGAAUGGAAUGCUUGACUUAAACAUUUUUCUUUUUUCAAAUAAGCAAUAUUAUUUGAAUACACUCAACCCAUGUCUUGAGCAACUACUUAUUUUUAGGAGAAAAUGAAAUCUCUUGAUUUUUGUCUUCUAUCAUGGAAAAAGUUUAUUUAUAAAAGAAAUUUUCUAACAAGAUUUGACCAUAGAAUUCUUUCGUAUGAUAGUUGCCCUUUUAUAAUCUUCUGUGAGCUGUCUUUCAAACACCGGUAUCAGAAUAUUUCUAUAAAUUUAUGUUUAAAACAUCUUAAUUUUUAAAAAGAAAGUUUGGCUUUAGGUGUAGCUAUAAGUAAAAUUUAAAAAUACAAUGGUUUUCAGGAAAUUUAACAUCCAAUGGUUUGUAAAUUCAAGGUGCAAAAACCAUUCUCAUUAUCUAUUAUAAAUGAGAAUAAAAUCCCUGUAGUCUGAGAAGAAGAAAAAACUUGUGUAGUGUUGACCAUAAUGUUACUAUAAAUAUAAUGUAAUAAAGGGUUACAUAGACUUGAA